This is a messenger RNA of Heterostelium album PN500, 1242 nucleotides long. Its product is annotated as enoyl-CoA hydratase/isomerase family protein. NCBI's taxonomy places the organism in Eukaryota, Evosea, Eumycetozoa, Acytosteliales, Acytosteliaceae. The coding region runs from base 1 to 1242 and encodes 413 amino acids. Gene Ontology annotation, molecular function: 3-hydroxyisobutyryl-CoA hydrolase activity. The transcript is spliced from 3 exons. Gene Ontology annotation, biological process: L-valine catabolic process. The record is from RefSeq and is a predicted model, not a curated record. Gene Ontology annotation, cellular component: mitochondrion.
AUGGAAAGAAUAAUAAAUAUAACUUCACAUAUCUUUAAUAAUAAUACUAGUAUGCAAGGUCAAGAAGAAUCUAUAACACCAGCUUUACAAUCAAAUCUUGAAGACAAAACUAUAUUGUAUCAAGAGUUUGAAAAUGGUGCAAGAAAGAUUAUAAUAAAUAGAGCUAAAUCAUUAAAUAGUUUAUUGAUAGGUAGAACUAGUACUCUUUUUUUAUUGCUUAUAAUAUUAAUUGAAUUCAAAUGUUCAAUAUUAGAUAUGCUUUUUGAAUUACAUAGAUUACUUAGUUUAUAUGAGAAUGAUAGAAAUGUAAAGGUUGUUAUGAUUGUAGGUGCACCUGGUAAGGCAUUCUGUUCGGGUGGUGAUAUCAAACAAUUCAUUUCGACACCCGAUAUGGGACAUAACUUUGCAAAGAUAGAAUACAAACUAGACCAUCUCAUACAUACCUAUCCAAAGCCAUUGAUAUCAAUAGUCGAUGGUAUUGUCAUGGGUGGUGGUGUAGGUCUAUCGAUUCAUGCCGACUACAGAGUGAUGACUGAGAAAACAUUAUGGGCAAUGCCUGAAAAUAAAAUUGCUUACUUCCCAGAUGUUGGUACAAAUUACUUUACUUCAAGAAUGGGUGCCGUUGGAAUGUAUCUAUCGAUUACUGGCGCUAGAAUAGGAUUGAGAGAUUCGAUGGAACUAAAGAUUGGAUCGCACUUUGUUGAGAGUUGCAAUCUAGAGAGAAUGAUCGAUGAUUUGACUGGCGAUGUUGUUGAUACUCCACGUCAGGUCGAAUUCAUAUUGAAUAAGUGGCGUAAGCAAGUACCGAUUGCCGAUAACAAUCCCAAUGCCAUGAAGUCGGUCAUUCAACCGAAUAGGCAGUCGAUAGAGCGUUGUUUCGGUGCUGACGUACAGUCGGUGCAACAGAUGAUUGAGCUGAUCAGAGCAGAACACCCGAUCAAUCCAAAGUGGUCAGAGACGACGUUGCGACAAAUACUCGAUGCUUCGCCAAUCAGUGUGGCGAUCACCUUCCAAGCGAUAAGAAUGGCGCUGACCAUGGAAAUCGAUGAGAUAUUCAGGAUGGAUCUGAGACUGGGUACCAGACUGACACAUGAAGAAAACAUUAGAAUUGGAGUGCACGCCGCACUAGUCGAUAGAAACAACGCACCUAAAUGGGAUCCACCAAGCUUUGAUCAAGUCACACCCGAGAGAAUCAAUUCAUACUUUGAGAGACUCGAUGAAUCAAAAGAAUUGGAUAUCUAA